Messenger RNA from Pediculus humanus corporis (human body louse), 477 nucleotides. RefSeq lists its product as uncharacterized. The transcript has 2 exons. NCBI's taxonomy places the organism in Eukaryota, Metazoa, Arthropoda, Insecta, Psocodea, Pediculidae. The coding region runs from base 1 to 477 and encodes 158 amino acids. The record is from RefSeq and is a predicted model, not a curated record.
AUGGCAGCUCUAGUCAGUUUUAGAAAUAUAUCAAUUAGGAGAAUAAUUCCGAGGAAUGAAAAAUUUUUCUGUAGAUUGAUUUCAACAUCUAAGGAAAAAAAAGAAUCAAACGAUGCAUGUCCUCCGCCAAAUAACGGACACCUAAAGAUUCCGGACUUCUCAAAACCUUCGGAAAGUAAAAAUUGGAUAUCUUAUGGGUACAAUUAUCACGACAAAGAAGAUGAUAGAUUUAGAAUGCACGUUAGUUGUUUCUGCAUUGUUACUAUUGGGUUCGUUUGUACAGGUUUUCUGUACUUGUACUCUCCAUCAACGCAAAAUAGAAGUUGGUUUCAACGAGAAGCUUUUAUUAGGUUACAUGAAAGAGAGCAACUAGGAUUAGAUCCAAUCGACCCUAAUUACGUCGAUCCGUCAAAAAUUAAUUUGCCUCCAGAUGAUGAAAUAGGAGAAGAUGACAUAAUUGUUAUAUUUUAUUAUUAA